Solea solea (common sole) is the source of this 8343-nucleotide messenger RNA. It is a transcript of the gene kcnt1b, whose product is annotated as potassium sodium-activated channel subfamily T member 1b. Gene Ontology annotation, cellular component: membrane. Bases 549 to 4349 code for a protein of 1266 amino acids. Gene Ontology annotation, molecular function: intracellular sodium-activated potassium channel activity. Gene Ontology annotation, biological process: potassium ion transport. The record is from RefSeq and is a predicted model, not a curated record. NCBI's taxonomy places the organism in Eukaryota, Metazoa, Chordata, Actinopteri, Pleuronectiformes, Soleidae. The transcript has 37 exons.
GUGAUGUAAGAGCACCUGAAAACAAAAUACGGAUAUACGACUUGUACAUUCAGUAGACGCAAGUGUAAAGUCAGACCAGUUAUGCACUAAAAAAAAUUACGUUAAAAUACAUUCUGCUAAAGAAUGGAGUUCGUGAAAAGGCUCAAACUACAAGCUGUCAUAUGUCGGUCGCGUGUAUCGAUAAUGAAAUCAACAAUGCAGGUGUGCGAUGAAUUACUGUUUUCGAAAGAGUGUCAGCCAAUCAGAGCCGAGAACUGCGACGAUUUAAAGUUAAAUCAACCUUCGUGCUAGCUAACAGGCGGUAUUGUUAGCUUUCUCAAGCCUGGACUAACUGAAGGUUUUAAGGCUAAUAUCCGCUGGACGUCCUUCAUUUGUCAAAUGACCGCACAGCUUUACUUUACGGUUUACCUUUGGACAAGCCGUUUACCAGCGAUGACAGAGCUGUACUUUAUGGAGAAACACUCAGUCAAUAUUAGGAGGUUUUGCUGCUAAAACCAAACCCCGUGUUGACCACGAUGUGACCUUAGGAAACGCAGGCAGAGGCAGCCAUGAGCCCCCCACGCCAAUCAUCAAGUUCCCAUGGAGACAGGCCAUCCAUGGACACCCUGCAGAAGAACAACAGCAGCAACUCUGGUGUUAUUCUGGACAUUUCUGCUCUCAAGAUGGCAGACGUGGACUCCGAGGUGCCUCCUCUCCCACCUCGCUACCGCUUCAGGGACUUGCUUCUUGGGGACCAGACAUUUCAGAACGAUGACAGGUAUCAGGAGGAGUACAGUAUGGACUCAACCAAUGCCCAGGUGCAGGUGGAGUUCUACGUGAAUGAAAACACCUUCAAGGAGAGGUUGAAGCUUUUUUUCAUCAAGAACCAAAGGUCAAGCCUGAGAAUCCGUCUGUUCAACUUCUCGCUCAAGAUUCUCACCUGUGUUCUCUACACCGUGAGAGUCACUCUGGACGACCCCGAGCAAAUCAAUAGCCCAUGCACAUUAUGUCACAACAACAGUGGGACAAAUCUAUCAGAUUCAACACAAAUCAACUGGCACCUGAUUUUCUCGGUGAACAGACGGGUUUCUGUGUGGGCGAUACAGGUGUCAGUGGCCUUAAUCAGUUUCUUGGAGACCAUGCUUAUCACAUAUCUGAGCUACAAGGGAAACAUUUGGGAGCAGAUCUUUCAGAUAACCUUCAUAUUGGAGAUGAUCAAUUCAGUGCCAUUUAUAAUCACUAUUUUCUGGCCUCCAUGGAGAAACAUAUUUGUCCCCGUAUUUCUUAACUGCUGGCUAGCCAAAGGAGCCCUGGAGAACAUGAUAAAUGAUUUCCAUCGUGCCAUCCAGAGGACCCACUCUGCCAUGUUCAACCAGGUGUUCAUCCUCAUCUGUACAUUAAUGUGUCUGGUUUUCACUGGAGCUUGUGGGAUCCAGCACCUAGAGAGAGCUGGGAAGAACCUGUCCUUGUUUGACGCGUUCUAUUUCUGCAUCGUCACCUUCUCCACUGUUGGAUAUGGGGAUGUCACGCCUCAGAUUUGGCCCUCGCAGCUGCUGGUGGUCAUUCUCAUCUGUGUUGCUCUAGUUGUCCUUCCAUUGCAGUUUGAGGAACUAGCGUACCUAUGGAUGGAGAGUCAGAAGUUAGGAGGGAACUACAGCCGGCACCGGGCACAGACAGAGAAGCACGUGGUGUUGUGUGUCAGCUCACUGAAGAUUGACCUGCUGAUGGAUUUCCUCAACGAGUUCUAUGCUCAUCCUAGACUACAGGACUACUACGUGGUGAUUCUGUGUCCAACAGAGAUGGACAUUCAAGUUCGCCGUAUCCUCCAAAUCCCUCUGUGGUCUCAGAGAGUGAUCUACCUGCAAGGAUCUGCUCUCAAAGACCAGGACCUGAUGAGGGCCAAGAUGGAUGAUGCUGAGGCCUGCUUUAUUUUAAGCAGCAGGAACGAAGUUGACCGAACUGCUGCAGAUCACCAGACGAUUCUGAGGGCCUGGGCUGCAAAGGACUUUGCUCCAAACUGUCCUCUCUACGUCCAAAUCCUCAAACCAGAAAAUAAAUUUCAUGUUAAGUUUGCUGAUCAUGUAGUAUGUGAAGAAGAGUUCAAGUAUGCCAUGUUGGCGCUCAACUGUGUGUGUCCAGCCAUGUCGACCUUAGUCACUCUCUUGGUUCACACUUCCAGAGGACAGGAGGGGCAGCUGUCACCAGAGCAGUGGCAGAGGAUAUAUGGACGCUGCUCAGGGAACGAGGUCUACCACAUCCGCUUGUGUGACAGCAAAUUUUUUGGGGAGUAUGAUGGAAAAAGCUUCACCUAUGCUUCCUUCCACGCCCAUAAGAAGUACGGUGUGUGUUUGAUUGGUGUGAAGAGGGAGGACAACAAGAGCAUCCUCCUGAACCCCGGCCCGCGCCACAUCAUGGCUCCCCCGGACACCUGCUACUAUAUCAACAUCACCAAGGAGGAGAACUCAGCCUUUAUCUUCAAACAGGAGGAGAAACACAGCAAAGGUCUGUCCGUCACUGGCCUGUACGACGCCCCCUCCAGGCUGCCUGUGCACAGCAUCAUCGCCAGCAUGGUUGAUCAGACCACUUCCUAUGGCACUGUAGCCAUAGAUCUGCAGAACCCCGAUCCGCCCGAGGAAAGCAGCAAGCUGACCUUGCCGACAGAGAAUGGCUCUGGAAGCCGCAGACCAAGCAUCGCGCCGGUUCUAGAGAUCGCAGAUUCGUCGGCGAUUCUGCCCUGUGACCUCCUCAGCGACCAAUCAGAGGAUGAAACAAACCAGUCGGAUGAAGAAGGCUCUGUAGGGUCAGAUUUUGUGAAGGGUUACCCCCCGAACUCGCCCUACAUCGGCAGCUCACCAACUCUGUGCCACCUGCUCCCACAGAAAGCUUCAUUCUGCUGCCUUCGCCUCGACAAGGGCUGCACACAUAACAGCUUUGAGGACGCCAAGGCAUACGGCUUCAAGAAUAAGCUGAUUAUAGUGUCUGCAGAGACGGCAGGAAAUGGCCUCUACAACUUCAUUGUUCCGCUGCGCGCUUACUAUCGGUCCAGGAAGGAGCUCAACCCCAUAGUGCUGCUGCUGGAUUACCCGCCAGACAACCACUUCUUAGAGGCCAUUUGCUGCUUUCCAAUGGUUUACUUCAUGGCUGGCACAAUCGAUAAUCUGGAUAAUCUGCUGCAGUGUGGUAUAAUCUAUGCUGACAAUUUGGUGGUUGUGGACAAAGAGAGCACCAUGAGUGCUAAGGAGGACUACAUGGCAGAUGCCAAGACCAUUGUCAAUGUCCAGACUAUGUUCAGGUUGUUCCCCAGCCUCAGCAUCAUCACUGAGCUCACACACCCGUCCAACAUGAGGUUCAUGCAGUUCAGGGCCAAGGACUGUUACUCACUCGCUCUCUCCAAACUGGAGAAGAUAGAGCGUGAUAAGGGCUCGAACCUGGCCUUCAUGUUCCGGCUGCCGUUUGCUGCGGGCAGGGUUUUCAGCAUCAGCAUGUUGGACACACUGCUUUACCAGUCAUUUGUGAAGGACUACAUGAUCGCUAUUGUAAGGCUUCUUCUGGGUCUGGACACCACGCCAGGCUCUGGGUACUUGUGUGUUAUGAAGAUCACAGAGGAGGAUCUGUGGAUCAGGACGUACGGCAGACUCUUCCAGAAACUUUGUUCCUCCAGCGCUGAGAUCCCCAUUGGGAUUUACCGCACUGAGUCGCACAUGUUCUCGUCCUCGGAGUGCAAAGACGGUUAUGUUCAGUCUCAGGUGUCUAUUAAUGUGGAGCAUGGUGAGGACCAUAGAGAACGUGGAGACAACUGGAAGGAGAAGAUGGGGCACAAAAACUCGACUGCGAGCGACCAAUCGGAUCACCCGCUGCUGAGGAAGAAGAGCAUGCAGUGGGCGCGGCGUCUGAGCAGGAAGAGCACCAAACCGCCGAGUCGAGCCGAGCGCAUCUCGCAGCAGAGGCUCAACCUGUACCGGCGCUCCGAGCGUCAGGAGCUGUCCGAGCUCGUCAAGAAUCGCAUGAAGCACCUGGGUCUGCCCACGGUCGGAUACGAGGAUGUUUCUAAUCUCACUGCGAGUGAUGUCAUGAAUCGAGUAAAUCUAGGAUAUUUGCAAGAGUUGCAGGACAUUUCAGAGCAUCCAUAUACAGAGGGGACCAGGCCGUCAGGGCCACUCCAAGACGAGAUGAACGACCACCAGAACACUCUGUCCUACGUCCUCAUCAAUCCUCCUCCUGACACCAUGCUGGAGCUCAAUGACAUUGUGUAUAUAAUCCGGCCUGACCCGCUGGCACACAUGCCAGAGGACACACCGGUGGGUCAGGCAUGUGGCACCAGGAACCUGCAGGACAUUGGCAUGGAGACACGAGACGAGACUCACCUCUGAAGUCCCUCCCCCUUUGUGCUCAACACUCUGACCCUUAACCGCUAAGCCACACCUGGGCCGACGGAGCUCGUUUGUCUCACGCAGACGCAGGCUUGUCUCGGGUCGUCGUCCAUAGUGAAUGUGCAUUUUUGUGUCUCUCAGACCAGGAACAGUGAAGAUUUUCAGAUUUGCUUUGAGAGAUCGUCCAACUGAGCUGCUAGAGAAGGAUGCAUGAAGAGUGCCUCGUCAUAGUCCCGCCCCCCCCCCUGUCUGCCCUCCACACGCCCUCUGUACAAGCACAUGCCGCCCAAGCAAGACAACCUGAUCUGCACAUGACUCUCUCUACACAACCAAAGGUCAGAGAGUCGCUCACGUGAGAAAGUCCUUGGACACGCGAAGGAUUUAUCAGUCUUUUCUUUUCGUGCACAUACGUGAUAUGAAAUCAUCACUUCACUUAACAUGCUUUGCUCAGGGGUGACGCUGCUGCUUCUUCUUCAUCAGCUUCCUCUACCCUACGUCUGUUUUCACCUUAAUCUCGGGUCUCAGCUGCUCCCAGGGGUUAAAGGUCUUCACGACAAGUGGUCAGUUGGUUAAAAAAAAGAAAAAAAAACAGUUGGUGUAGCACCACAAUUUUUGACCCUAUAAUCCCUCCUCCACACGAUCUUUAAUUAAUGACGUUUUCUUUGUUUGUUUUUUUAGAUGUACAGUAUAUUUAUUAUUUACAGCACAUACAGUCAUUAAUGAAUAUUUCUUUGUGUUACUGGAGGCAAUUAUGUGUUACUUUAGUGUUUACUGUUCAUGAGUCUCUCAUAUCUGCUCUAUGUGCCACUCUGUUUACUCUAUUUCUUACGUAUUUGUUCGAUAUUUAAGGAAGGAAAACAAAAAAGUACAUUACCAAUAUGUGCCAUUCUGAAUCUAUUGUGAUGAAAAGUGUUUGUGUUUGUUUCAGAGCCUGAUCCACUCGUACACAUACAUACUGACAAAAGCCAAAGUAAAGGAAGUAGGUCAACAUUCGAUUCACUAACGUGUCAAUCAGCCAGUUUUUAGCUAUCGUUGAUUCAUUUAAUGAGAAUAAAAGAGCCGACAGUGAUUAUUACUGAUAAUCACUUUAUUUUCAUAGUAAAAGUCAAGAAAAUGCCUCCUCCUGCUGCUGUUGCUGCUGCUGCUGUCUUAACAUUUGAACUCUUGUUACAAACCAAUUCAAAGGAAUCAUUUUACAGCAGAGGUGUCAAACUGGUGGCCCGCGGGCCUCAUGCAGCCCACCACUUAAUAUCAUGUUAUAAUGAAAACAUGGCCCACGACCUCACCUUCUUUUAAACACAGCGUGUGGUGACUGAGGCUCAGCUGCCAGCGAUAAUUAAUAUAUAAUAUAAUAUGUCUCUGAUUUUAAUUUGCAGAAUUAAUGUUUUUAUUGUGAAGUAUCAAAAAAAAAACAUAUCAAAACAAGCUCUUUUACUUUGAAUUUCUAUAAAAUAUCAUCAUGAAUAUCUUAAUUACGACACGACGGAAGAAUAUUAGGGCCACAUGUAAAAAAAAACCCUGAGAUUAAAGUCAGAAUUCUGACUUUUUUCACAGAGGUCUGAUAUUAGAAAGAAAUAGUGAAUUCUGAGAUUAAAGAGAAAGUCAGAAUUCUGACUUUAAUCUCAGAAUUCAUGCUGGGGGUUAUUAUUUUUUUUUCACAUGUGGCCCUAAUACUCUUCCGUACGACACCAUGAUGAAUAGUGUUUUAAUUUUAAGCUCUUGCUACUGAACUACGUGUUUCUGAGCUGAAAUGUAAACGUUCCUAAUUGAACUUGCAUUGGAAAUAACAUUUGAGGAUUUCAUGACUGAUAUUUAUUCACUUUUGUGCAGAGAAUUUGGAGCAACAUUUGUUUGUUUAUAAUGAAAGUAAUGUCACGCCAUAAUCUAAAAUGAUUUACGACGUGUUGCUGUUUACCGUUUAUGCCACAGGUCAUUAAAGGAUCCUACUGUGUUUCCAUAAAUCACUGAUAACUGCCACGUUUUGACAGACAUUUGCAUUUUAACUGGAGCAACUUUUGAAAUGCGACACGUUUGUUUUAUUAAAUAAGUUUAGAAGGUGAUAAUCUCUUUGUUUCAGUCUCUUAACUGGAGGCUCUGAUUCAGUUUACAAACACGAGUGGCGGAAUCUUCAUGCAUCUGGCCAAUUUUCAAAAAUCAACAUCCAGACAUCUAUCAGACGUAUAUUUAAAAAAAGAAAUGACAUUUUUGAUGUUCUUUUUACUCAUUAAUAUAAGUCAAAAACCCUUUGUUGGUCAGGUUCUUGUGUUGCUUGUUCUUUCUGGUUAAUUUCAUUAGAAGAUGGUUGUAAAUAGUGAGUUGUGUUUUUUAAUGCAGUUUCAUAACAUUUAAGAAGUUGCCGUGGUCGUGGUAGCAGAACGGUUUUGCACAAAUACUAGCAGGCAUUUUAAUCUUUGACCUUCUGCAUUUACCAAAAAAAAUGGAUUUGAAACUUGAGCUGAGAAUGAAGCGCUCGCCAUUCCUGAUUUUUUGUGUCACAACAUAGUAUUUUCAUUUCUGGUUAUUGUAACGUAUUGUUUUGUUGUAAAUAGUAACUUUACAUAUUGAUUGUUUUCUUCAGUGUGUGCGUGUGUGAGAUAAAGUGAAAGAGGACUUGAAGUAUUUUUGCACUAAGCUCUGUGAGGAUGUCGAGAGCAGAGCAGCAUGACCCUUUAAUCUGAACCUGUCAACAUCACAGCAGAUUCCUGUGAAGCGAAGAUGAUUACACGCCGUGGAUUAUGUUGUUGUUUGUUUACCUUGCUAAUGUGCCAUUUUUUUUUGUUUGUCAUUACAUCAAAGAAAUAUCCAAGGACAGUUGUGAUGGUUCUGGGAUUAGCAUAAGAUUAUUUUAGGUACAAUUUGUGUAUUUUUGCGACGUGUAACUGAUCAAAAUGUCCCCAGAGGAGUCAGUUUACAGAGAGACGAGGAGUGAAGGCAUGAGCGAUGGCGUUGGAGGACACAAUCAGCAUGCAGAUCUGAACUUUUCUUUUUUUUUUUCUUUUUUUUUUAAGUGUGUGAAAACAUGAAAAAACAGAUUAAGGCACUGGACAAAAGACUUGCUUUGUGGAAUAUAUGCUCUGGUUAAGUGUCUUAAGAUGUUUGAAGAACAUGUGUGCAGAUUUGUCUCAGCAUUAGUGUCAGUUUGUAAACCUCUCACUCCCUUGCACCAAAGACCAUAGAGAAAAUCUGAUUUGAAAUCAUAGCACACAGAAGUCACUGAUUCAAGCAAGUUGUGUUAUUUUGCGACUUUGAUGUUUGAAAUCCUUAACUAAAAUGUGCCAAAGGUGACAGCAGCUGAUUCCAUGUCCCCAAAAGCUAAAAAAAACUUUAGUGUUGGAGAGAAACCUGUUCACAAAUGUACGUUUCCAGUUGGAAAAGAGCGGAAGAUAAAGCAGCAAACAUGUUCCUAAAACAUUUAGAGGUUAUUGAAUGAGCCUUUUGUUAAUGGCUUACUUCUGUCUGGUUUUCAUUGAGUGUGACCAGACUGUACCUGAUGCUGGUUCACUCUCCACACUUUGAAAAAAAAAAAAAGAAAAGCCUGAUCUAUCACUUUAACGUCUUCCUGAGUCCUCACUUGUGAUUAACCUCAACACUAGAUAAUAAUCACGCCAGACCUCUUUACUGUCCACACUCACACUAACACACGGGGCAUGCAGACACUAAACAGCAUGUUUUGAUAAUACAAGCUUGCCAAGAAUGAAACAUUUUCUACAUCUCACUCGCUAGAGGAACCCCGUCGUCAAAUCAACUGCUUGCAAGUUGGAGCCAUUAUUUGAUACUGUGUAUUUAUAUGAAUGGAUUGUGCAUGUUGUUUCAGUGUUGACCAAACGCCUCUGUACUAUGUUUACCUCCACUUUAUGAUUUCAAGUCACUGUUGGGGAAAAAAAAAGAGAAAAAAAAAGUGGUUGAUCCAUUUUGUACUAUUUCUUAUGAGAAGCAAGUGUCCUUCUCCACAUUUAAAACAUGAACAAAUAAAUGCUGCAUGCAGCCAGAUCGA